GCAUCUGUCUCACACACGUCACCACAAACCAGCCACAUGAACAUCCACAUUAUUUGCGACUGUUCUGCCUGCUGUAGCUGUCAGCUUUGAAGUCUGUCUUUACCAUUUCAAAAUGCUGAAGGAUUUUUUUUGUAAAGGUGAAAAGACUCGCUGGUUAUGUAUUAUGAUGUUCUUCACGUUGGGAACUUUAAUCUUUAUUUCCUACAAUUUGAACUUUUUGAGGACUAGCUCAGUGUCGACGCAAUCUUACAACAAUAUGACCACCUCAGCUGGAAGUGUCUCCACAGCUGACAAUUCAGCAUCACAGUACUUUGUGGCAUACCCGCACCCGUACCGUUUUAUAAUCGACCAACCAGACAGAUGUUGGCAGGAAAGCCCAUUCUUGGUUCUUAUGAUCCCAGUCGCACCCCACAACAUAAAGGCCCGUGACGUAAUCCGCAACACAUGGGGAAAAGAAGCGGCAGUGCUGGGCCGAGUUGUCAGCCACUACUUCUUGCUGGGACUGUCCCAAGAAGGAAAUGGGACAGAGCUCUUCGAGGAGCAUGUGCUAGAGGAAAGCCAAAGACAUCAAGACAUUAUCCAGAGUACCUUUGUGGAUAGCUACAGUAACCUCACCAUUAAAACCAUGGUUAUGUUUGAGUGGCUCAGCUCCCAUUGCCCCAACUCUGUCUACGCCAUGAAGGUCGACUCAGACAUGUUCCUUAAUGUCCACAAACUUGUUGACAUGCUUUUGAAAGCCCCCCGCCAUCUCUACAUGACAGGACUGGUGGCAAGGGGUGCUGCUGUUCUUCGAGACAGCACCUCAAAGUGGUUUCUGCCUGACUCUGUCUUCCCUGAGUCAAGAUACCCACCGUAUGCCCUGGGAAUGGGCUAUGUGUUCUCACUGGAUUUGUCCAAAAAGAUUCUGGGGGCAUCUGUCCAUGUUAAAGCUGUUUACAUUGAAGACGUAUACGUGGGCCUGUGUAUGAGACAUCUGGGUAUCGCACUGACAGAUCCUCCUCAUGAUGGUUUGUUUAGGAUACAAAUGCCUUAUUGGCAUAGUAACUGUUUCUGGAGCUCGGUCAUUACAACAUUACUAGCGGAUUCCAACCAGCUUUCAGAUGUAUGGGAAGUGUAUCAGGCAACAGAAAGUGGCUGUUGACACUUUUGCCUGUGUUUGUGACUGUUGGCCUGGUUAAAGUUGCACCUUGUAACUGCAUAACCCUGCGUUGCAGUUACAACCUCUCUCUGUUUACAGCGGAAGUUACUGCCUCAAUGAUAGUUUUUAAUGCCAAGACAGAGGUUGUGAGACAGUUUUGUGUUUGUGUUUGCAAAGAUUGCACAAAUGGCUGUAAAACUGUGAAUAUAAUAAUUUUAAUAUUUUAGGAUGGAGAGCAUUUACUCUUGUGACUAUGUAGAGAGGUGUUGUUAUCAUUUACCCUCAUAGAUAAAAACGGUUAUAAUAAUACCUCUGAGGAAAGCAGGAUUUAUUGAAGGGCUGUUGUAUUACACUGCGUUACUUUUAGCAAAGUGCACCUACUAAACUUGCAACUGAGUUUGUCAUAUUUUUAGGGACUUAUUUACCAACAGAGAAGGCAAAUGAAAUGUCAUCUUGAAGCAUAAUAUAUGACCACGAGAAGUGUGAUGUUUGUGGUCAGCAAAGGAUGAAUGCUACUGAAUUUAGUUGUCGCAUGACUUUUCUUUUAGCACCAUCAUGCAGCUGUCAUUUUUGGUUUUCUGUCACUUUUCCCCAUAAUGGUUAUUAUAAUUGAAAGGUUACCUUCAACUUGGUGCAAAUGUUUGCUUUCAUUAGGUUUAUCUCGGUCAAAGAUACCUUAGACUGCACCUCUUCCAUUUCAACUUUUCUGUGGUGAGACACUUUACAUGAAAGGAUUUCCUCAACUGAGCUGUUUUUUUUUUCUCCUCACACCCACACACAAAUAUCUAUGAAGCCACUUCUUGAUAUGUCUGAACUCACAGAGAUUUGAAAGGGGCCCUGUUUUACACAUCUGGUGUUUGUUUUUUUUUUCUCCUAUACUGAGUAAUGUCAGCCAUGACACAAACAACAGCGCUCUCAUGUGGUAAGAAGGCAAAUGAGAGAAAAGAAAAAGGGAAAGGACAGCAGUGAGGUAGGAAAUGAGUGAAUGAAACAAAAAGUAAAAUUAAAAAGAGCCUGGGUGCUAAUUAGGUUUUGAUAACUUUUAUACAGACAUUUUUUUUUACACGUCAUUGUAUCUAUAAAAGUUUGUGAACCACUGUCUGAGGCUCUUCCAUGAGCAAAUGCCAGAUAAGGAGACACUGAGGGAGACAGAGACAGCUCAAGAAAUGAGCUCGACCAUCCUAUUAGAAUUGUUUCAGUAUGGCUCUGCAGGAUCUUUUUCUCCCAGCAAAACCCUGUAGAUGUGUGCUUAUUCUUUUAUUUUCAUUAUUAGGACCAAAUGGAACAAAUGUCAUUGGAAGGAUUAAAGCAGAGGAAGAAAUGUCAUAUAGUGUGAGGACAUGCAGUUGUAGCAGUUAAGUUCUUUGAGGGUUCUCAGGUUAAUGUUAAGGUUCUUGAAAGACCUCAACCAACCCAACCUGCACCACAAAUGCUUGCUGCAAGAUACACUUGUCUUCUCCGGGGCCUAUUCUACUGCCCCUGCUUCUAACCACGCUGUAGCCUUUUUAAUGUCUUUCACAACCUCUCCAUAUUCAUAAAUCCUCCUCCAAAACAGUUGGGUUGGACGGUCUGAAUUGACUAUUGUGUCUGGCAGAGGAGGACCAAAUUUGGGACUGCUCUGAGAUUUGGUAGGUUUUGGGGAUGGGGCCAGUUUGCGCUAAGAAUCAGCUCCAUGUUGUUACACUCUGACUUUAACCCGGUGUCAAUCCCAAGAAUCUGAUCAGGUAACCUGACCUGGUUUUCAUAUAUGAUUCAUCACAACAUCAGAAGGAGUCAAACAACAUGCCAUGCUGGAUUUUGGCCACCGUUAAGCUGUGCCCUUCUGACUACCAGAUGUCAGAGUGUCCAUCUUUCUUGUCCUCCAUUGCCAGUGAUGCUACAGCUAACUCCGCUUUCUUUCAUCAUGUGUUUUUGUGCUAAUUUUUUAGUUUUUAGUUUUUGUAACUAAUUUCUCAGACUGUCCUUUGACAACUGCAAGAGGUCUUUUCCAGGGUGGCAAUACCCGUGCUUAACAUGGUGAUUAUGAAAAUGAUGAUCAUGAAAACUAUGUGAAUGACAGGCUAUUACCUUCAGAUUUUGGGCUGAUGUUAGCCUGAGUAGGGUUCUACAGACUUGCAGAAUGUACAGUUACCAUAUGGUAAGGAUGUGGAAAGUUUGAAUACUUUAGGCUUUGACGUGCCUCACAGUGUAUGUGUACAGUACCAGUCAAAAGUUUUGACAUGGUAGAGGAGUACAGGUACCUAGGGGUGUACCUGGAUCACAAACUGGACUGGUCCAAAAACGUGGACACUGUUUACAAAAAGGGCCAGAGCAGUCUCUGCUUUCUGAGACGGUUAAGGUCCUUUAACAUCUGCCUGACGAUGCUGGGGGCUGGACUACAGUGUUGGAGAGGAGAUUGUUGUCCAAAGUUAGAACAAUAUUGGACUCUCCUUCACACCCUCUCCACCAUGUGGUGAUCAGUCACAGAAGCUCGUUCAGCAACAGACUCAUUGUUCCACGCUGCACAACAGUGACACAGGAAAUCAUCCCUGCCUGUCGCUAUCAAACUAUAUAAUUCAGAACUCUAAAAAAUCACAGACUCCAUGUAUAGUGUGUAUACAUCAUUUACCUCAUGUACAUAUGCAAAUAUGAAGAUGUUUUUAUUUUUUGAUUUUAUUUUAUUGUUUUUCUGAUAUUGGAUUAUAUGUAUAUUUGGGGGGGCGGGGGGAUAUUGCAGUAUUUUUACCUUUAUUCAACUUUCUAUUUUUAUUUUGGUUUUUAUUUUCAUUAUUUUUUAUAUAUAUAUUUUAUUUUAUUUUUAUUUUUUUUCCCACAUUAACUUUAUUUAUUGUAGAUACACCUUUUCUCUGUGUACACAGUUCUCUGUGCAUUUUUUCUUCAUUGUUAAUUGGGAGUUUGUCAAAGUAACCAAAGAAUUUCCCUAUGGGGAUUAAUAAAAUUUUUCUGAUUCUGAUGUUUUAGAUUCUUCAAAGUAGCCACCUUUUGCUUUGAUAACAGCUUUGCACACUCUGAAUCUACAAUGUAGAAAGGAAUGAAAAUAAAGAAAAACCACUGAAUGAGAAGGUGUGUCCAAACUUUUGACUGGUACUGUAUCUGCAUGCAUGCAUGCAAGUGCCCUCAGGAAAUGGUUUAGAUAAGGGGAGUGUCAACUUCCUCUUGACAAAGGAUACCUUAUACCUUGCCUGAUUGCAAAUACAUACAUACAAACACACACACACACGGAAAAUCAGAAAUGAUAGAGAGGGAGACAGACAAACGACAUCUGUCACUCUGGAAUUUUCUUAUUCAGUUGUUUCACAGAAUGUUUUCUUGUUUGGGUUGGAUACAAGUCCAACAAUGUGUGUGUGUGUGCGUGCGUGCGUGCGUGCGUGCGUGCGUGUGUGUGUGUGUGUGUGUGUUUGUGUGUGUCUGUGUGUGCAGGCAGCUGACCCUGGCGUGAACAGGGGCACUGUGUGAGACCACAGAGAGACCAUUCUUCACUUGCGACACAAGCACACUCACACACCCACUACACACUCAUGGCCAUCCUCUCUUCCCCCUCUCUCGCUCUUUAAUUUGUCACAUUCACUUAGACACACAAACAAACAUGCAAAGGGUGCAACAGAGUCACUUGCCAUCUUUCUCUCAUUCUCCUACACUCAUACUAACACACAGAUCUCUAGCAUAGUCUUGCUCUUUCUGUUUCUGCCCAAGAAACACACACACACAGUGUGUCCCACCACAUAAUGACUCUUAUUUCACUAUGCUGACUGUGACUCACUGGCUCAGUCAGAGGACGGGAAUGUCAAGCUCAAUCUCUCCAAUGUAUUUUACACUUAAAAUCAUAAUUAUAUUAAACAAAUACAUGGUUAAGCAUACUGAGAGGGAACAUACCAAAAUGGAAAUAAACUUUGAAAUUUCUAUGACAA
This is a messenger RNA of Toxotes jaculatrix (banded archerfish), 5046 nucleotides long. RefSeq names its product beta-1,3-galactosyltransferase 2-like. The coding region runs from base 113 to 1141 and encodes 342 amino acids. NCBI's taxonomy places the organism in Eukaryota, Metazoa, Chordata, Actinopteri, Toxotidae. Gene Ontology annotation, molecular function: N-acetyl-beta-D-glucosaminide beta-(1,3)-galactosyltransferase activity. The record is from RefSeq and is a predicted model, not a curated record. The transcript is spliced from 4 exons. Gene Ontology annotation, cellular component: membrane.